AGCUGUUCGUGAAAACACAAGUGUUCAAAAUGGGGACAAACAAUUUGAAAUUCUGCCUCUUUCUGUCGUGUUUGAGUCUGUUAGCGUUUGAAGGACUCGCCCAGCCUCAGAUUCAACCAAUCUCCUCUGUUCAGCCGCUCACCACUGGACAACGAGUAACCCUCGAUUGCACGGUCACCAACACCAACAUGAAUGAAGAUAUCGAGUGGUACCAUGACGGAGAUGUUGUCAGCUUUGGUCAGAAUCUUCUCCGCGAUCGGGAAGGAGCCUACACCCUGCAAGUGACACAAGAACAAGGGGUGCCCUCUACGUAUCACUGGAUCAUCACCAUCGCCAAUGCCAAUAUUAUACGUGAUGAAGGGUCCUGGAGCUGCAACUUUGCACCUGAAGGGUCAGUGGCGCAAGUAGUGGUGACGGACCUUCUUGUAAUUGGACCUCCAUUCGUCAGCUUCGUCACGUCCAACCUGAACAACCCCCCGCUCAACAGCGACGUCCGUCUGGAGUGCGUGGCCACCGGUAGUCCUCUCCCCAGCGUCACCUGGUCCAGGACCUACCCGGUCCCCUACAUCCUGGUGGACGGUGCCAGAAAGGGCUUCGUCAGGCAGAUCUCCAACAACACCAUCAGACUCAACCCGAUCACAAUGGACCACCGAGGAGAGUACAUGUGCUCGGUGACCAACGGCCAUGGUGAGAUCCAGACGAGAAAGGCCUAUGUCCAACUCCCAUACGCGCCUGAGGUGACAGCAACGCUCAAGAACAUCCGGGUGCCGGAGAAUUCCGAAGCGGUCCUUGCUUGCAUCAGCCAGGCCUACCCUGCUACUGCAACUGAAAGUGAUGUGAUGUGGACUCUAAAUGGCAAUGCCGUGGACCCAAGUCAGGGUUCUAAUGUAGAUGUAGACCGUCACCCUGAUAAUUUCAACGAUGAACGCUACUACUCGCGCUUGACUAUCCGAAGCGUCAAUAGCAACCAUGUUGGAACCUACGAGUGCAUCUUUACCAACCAACAAGGGAUAGGCUCUGCUACCGUGACUCUCGGAAUGGAACCGACCAUCGACCCAAACUUCGGAGCCAAGAAUGAGCUGUAAAACUCCUGAGAAACCGUUCCGUCUUUUACUCGCCCUUUUCAUGAUCAGUACUGCUUGGAGAAAUAGGGAAUGCGGUCUACUUAAUAGAUCUCGUUAGAUGUGCAUAAAUCAAUGGUUUUUAGCACAGGGGGUCAUGGCCAUCACACCCAUAUGAAAUUGCAUUUAGGAGGUGCAUGUUGAGGAUGAGGGGGGGGGGGGCAGUGAUAAGGAAUGCAAUCUGGGAUUAUAGGGAAAACAAAAAUGGAAGAACUGCUGUUUUUUUUCCUAAAAAUUGCUGGGUUACAAGUGAUAAUAAUUAGGUCUGUAAUUUGGGAUAAUAAGGGGGGAAAAUUGAAUAACUUGUGUUUUUACCCUUAAAAGUGCUGUAUUACUGCAGUAGUCUCACAGCUGUGGAGUGAUGAAAACUUUUGAAAUUCAGCCUUUAGAGAAAGCAUCACAUAUUAAGCAAUCUUAUAAAAUGUAUUAUAUUUUAACGGAUUAAGAAAUUUAGCUACACAUACAUGUAUCCGGUUAUCUGGUUAACCUUUGGUAAUUCUGCAGCGUGUAUAAUUCAUAUGGGGAACGCUGUGCGGUAAUCCAGUAAUUGAACUGUCAUGAAUUUUGUAUCUAAGGAUUUUAGAGGCUGAAGUCACAAUAGCUCUCAGGGUAAAACAAUUGAUAUUUUGCCCCCCCCCCCCC
Messenger RNA from Strongylocentrotus purpuratus (purple sea urchin), 1763 nucleotides. Its product is annotated as protein amalgam. Gene Ontology annotation, cellular component: plasma membrane; axon. Bases 30 to 1085 code for a protein of 351 amino acids. The transcript is spliced from 7 exons. Lineage: Eukaryota; Metazoa; Echinodermata; Echinoidea; Camarodonta; Strongylocentrotidae. The record is from RefSeq and is a predicted model, not a curated record. Gene Ontology annotation, biological process: axon guidance; dendrite self-avoidance; homophilic cell-cell adhesion. Gene Ontology annotation, molecular function: cell-cell adhesion mediator activity.